AUGCAGCCUGUCUCAGCUCUUCUGGCCACUCUUCUGCUUCUGCCUCUGGUGCUCCCUGGAGAGAUACAACUGGUGAGAACUGUGUCAAACCUGGUGAAUGAGAGUGGCAUCUGCCAAUGUGUAGUCCACCUGCCCAACAACUCCAUCCUUCUGCAACAGCUAGAGAAACUACAAAGUACAGUGCAAGAGCUCUUCGGCAAAUAUGAGCAGGAGCGAUCCAGGGCCAGUGAGUAUGUGCAGGCCAUUGACGAUAACAGCAACCAGGCCCUGGAAAUGGGCAGCAUGAGCGAGUCCAGGAAUCCCAGGGCCUUUGUUCCCUCCUUUGAAACCUCAGCCUUUAAUCUGCUGAGCCUGGAGUUUGAGAGAAUGCAGGAGUUGGCAACUCAGCUUAUGGCCGAGGGUGGAGUCAAUGGGUCCACAGACCUCCUCCACCAACUCCAGGAGCAGGUGACCUAUGCCAGCCUAACCCUCAGGCUUCUGGGUGACACUGAGUGGCGCAGCUCCGGUGCUCUCCAGUGGGAAGUAGAUGUCCUCAAGGGCCGACUAAGGGCGUGGGAGCGGGAGAGGGAGCACGACCCGGCCUCCAGAUACUCUGGGGCACACCGACCCCCUGGCUCUUGUGCUCAUGGAGGCCUCCAGAAGGUCAGCAGCCCUCUUGUGCUGCAGCUCAAUUGGAGGGGCUUAUUCUACAAGGCGGGCGCCUGGGGCCGAGACUCAGCACCCAGUUCAACCUCUUCCCUUUACUGGGUGGCCCCGCUCCGUCCAGAUGGCAGGAACUUUGACUACUAUUGGCUGCAAAAGUCUUUCGAUGACCUCAUGCUGCUGAAGAACUAUGAGGAGUGGAAGAUGGGUUAUGGUGAUGGGAGUGGUAAUACUGUGUAUAAGAAUUUCAUGUACUUUAACUACUAUGGCACCAGUGAUAUGGCCAAGGUAGACCUUUCUUCCAACACCCUGGUACUGCGGCGCCCGUUGCCUGGUGCCACCCACGGUAACCGCUUCUCCUAUGCUGGUGUGUCCUGGAAAGACUUAGAUUUUGCAGGUGAUGAGAAGGGGCUGUGGGUGCUCUAUGCCACGGAGCAGAGCAAGGGCAACCUGGUUGUAAGUCUUCUCAACGCCAGUACUCUAGAAGUAGAGGAAACCUGGCAUACCAGCCAGUAUAAACCAGGCCUGUCAGGGCCCUUCAUGGCCUGUGGGGUGCUCUAUGCCUUGCGCUCACUGAGCACUCGCCAAGAGGAGAUCUUCUAUGCUUUUGACACUAGCACUGGGAAGGAGACCCACCUCAGCAUCCUGUUGGACAAGAUGUUGGAAACACUGCAUGGCAUCAAUUACUGCUCCUCCGACCACAAACUCUAUGCCUAUAAUGACGGUUUCCUAGUGAAUCAUGACCUCACCUUCUCAACACUGGAGCACAAGCCGCCAAGACUCCCAGCCCCAAGACGUUCUGGGGUUCUUUCUCCCCCAAAACCUGUUAAACCUAAUGAGCAUUCCAGGCCCUGA
Fukomys damarensis (Damara mole-rat) is the source of this 1497-nucleotide messenger RNA. RefSeq names its product olfactomedin-4. The record is from RefSeq and is a predicted model, not a curated record. The transcript is spliced from 6 exons. The coding region runs from base 1 to 1497 and encodes 498 amino acids. Gene Ontology annotation, biological process: signal transduction. Lineage: Eukaryota; Metazoa; Chordata; Mammalia; Rodentia; Bathyergidae.